Kockovaella imperatae is the source of this 3738-nucleotide messenger RNA. RefSeq names its product Fusaric acid resistance protein-like-domain-containing protein. The coding region runs from base 147 to 3704 and encodes 1185 amino acids. Lineage: Eukaryota; Fungi; Basidiomycota; Tremellomycetes; Tremellales; Cuniculitremaceae. The transcript is spliced from 14 exons. The record is from RefSeq and is a predicted model, not a curated record.
GUGGCAUGGCUGGGGCUCCGCUUGUCUCUGCCUUGGCUUUCGGGUUCAUGAACUCUCCCAACGCGACCUAUGUCUGAUAUGACUGACUUGUCGGGUGCUACGAAGCCCGUCGACUGCUCAAAAAGGAUGCUCUGAGAACUUCCAGAAUGGCCCAGCAACGAUCGUCUCUAGGUGUUCGGGCCUCUGAUGGCCUCGAUAGCUCCUCCGGUCGAGCUGGACUUGCUCAGUCGCUCCCUGCUCAAAGUCAUAUGCCUGCCCGACCUGGAGAUAGUUGGUCAACGCCUAGAGCAGGAUCCUCCAGGCAUGUACAGACUCGGUCAGUCACAACAAAAGCCUUACGUGCGUUGGGAUCUGGCGACCGGGACUCCUUCGACAAUUGGCACGCCUUGAGGGACAUGGACGACGACGAUAACGACAAGGAAGAGGCAUCGGACCCAUUGCGGAGCAGUGGAUUUACUCGGAGACUCAGUGUAGCUACCGCCAUCUUCAUACCGAACCAGAGCACUGGAUUUGGCGAACAGAGAGCCAAUGUGUGGUCUUCGAGCCCUUCAAUAGCUAAAAACUUCUCAUCGUCACCGCCAAGGAUAUCGAACGGAUUUGAUGAGCUUAUUAGUGGGCGAAUGGAGGAGGGUUCAGACUCGGUCCCACGCAGCGAAAGAAGAAGCGGACAUGGUGAUCGUCUUGAUGGGACUUCUGUGCCUAUCAAAGCCCCGGGCGCGCGACAAACAGUCCCCUGGCAGGAGAAGGUCAAAUCGUUGUCACCAGUCUUUGUAGCCAUCUUCAAGUGCUCGUUAGCUUACACCCUCGCCUCUUUAUUCACCUUUGUACCUCGCCUGUCAAGGGUGCUAUCUACGACUAGCGAGACCGAUGCCCACGGCCGCAUCACACCUGUGCCAAACUAUUCGGCCCACAUGGUUGCCACGGUUGUGGUUUAUUACAAUCCAGCCAAAAGUAUUGGUGGAAUGCUCUUGGCAACACGAUUCUGCAUCAUCCUCGCCUCCUUUGCUACAUUAGUAUCCUUGGGAGCCAUGGGUACGUUAUGGCUGUUUGAUCAGUUCAGCCCUUCACACGGAGACAAGUGGGACUGGGUCAGCGAGAUAGGCGAUUGGAUCGUCUGUGUAGUGUGGGUAGGAGGAAGUAUGGGAACUUUGGCCUUUGCUAGAGUAUGGGUAGGCAACCCAAAUUUCAACACCGGUUGCUCAAUGGCUGCCAUCACAAUUUACACUGUCGUCAUCAAGGAAGGUCUGAUACCGAAGCUCUUAGAGGUGUUGCUCAUUGUUCUGAUGGCAGCCUGUGUCACGAACCUCGUCUGCUUUGUCGUCUUCCCCGUUUCAGCCACUACGAGACUUCAAUUAUCUAUCUCCAAAUCUCUGACAUCUUUUUCGACUCUUCUGGACAGGCUAUGCGCAACGUUUCUUCUGGAAAAGACAGUCGUCAAAGGCUCUCACACGACACUCCGUGAUGCUGUGACUUCGCACGCAGCAGCAUUCAAAAACCUCAAGGCCGAUCUCGCGGAAGCCAAACAUGAGCGAGUCGUCGAUACGAGGAUUCGCGGGAGGCAUAUGGAGCUCUACGAUGCGGCGAUUGAAAGUCUUGCUCGAUUGGCUCAGCAUCUUGCGGGAUUGAGAGGCAGUACGAAAUUGCAAGAAGGGCUCUUAAGAGCUGCGCGGGAGGGAAGAAUCCGCUUAGACCAUACACAACUACCGAGCAUAUCCCCCACGAUGCUCAAGAGCAUAAGCUCAGACUUUCACUGGGGAGGAAUCGAGGACGGGGACCUGCAAACCAGCAUAAAGCUUUUAAUGCAAUUCCAGGAGAUUGCGGGGUCGCAGAUGAGGCAGCUCGUGUCACGAUGCGAUGAUGCAUUGGAGGCUGUCCAAGCAGUCACUCACAGGUCCACAAAGACUGUUCCAUCGUUGUCUGAGGUCAGGUCAGAUCUCGCCUCUUCCCUCACAGACUUCAAUCGAUACUCCAGCCGGGCCAUCAAACGACUCUACGCGGGCCCAAGGCGGCAGAAAGAGUACAUGACGCAAGACCUUGAUGACAACGACGAUGACUCUCUCUUCGAUCCCGACGAUAUGCUUCAAGGACCCAACGAGACGGUAUUUCUCAUAUACUUUUUCCUCUUCACCCUCGAGGAGUUCGCCCGCGAGCUCAUCUUCCUCAUCGACACAGUUUCCGAGAUCUUAGAGGAGCAGCCCAUGUCCGCUUUGGACUACUUGUGGUCCGUCCUGCCCUCACGUCGUGGCAGAACGGAGAAGCGAGGGGCGUACCUCUAUAAGCAACUCCGCAAAAUUGUUCCAGUAGAUCCUUCCAAGCUCCAGCCGCCCCUGUUCCCGCGAUCCCAGGCGGAUGGUGAGGAAAAUUACUCCAUCACCUUCACAUUAUGGGAACGGUUUCGCAAGCGACUUUGGACCAUGGGCGAGUUUCUCCGUCGGCCGAAUAUCCGCUAUGCUCUCAAAGCUGGCAUAGGCGGGGCCAUACUGGCAGCUCCAGCAUAUACCGAAGCCGGUCGCCCCAUAUUUUUGCGUUACAGAGGCGAAUGGGCUCUGAUCGCGUAUAUCUCCGCUAUCAACCCCACGGUCGGAGCGACCAAUUUAAUCUCGGUGUUUCGAGUCAUCGGCACAAUUAUCGGCGCCUCUGUAGCUGUAGGCGUCUACACUCUGUUCCCUGAGAAUGCGGUCGUCCUGCCCAUUCUCGGCUGUAUCUUGUCGAUUCCAGCGUUCUACGUCAUCACGCAGAUGCCUGGAUACGCUCAAGCGGGGCGGUUCACCCUGCUGGCUUACAACCUGACUUGCCUUUACGCAUUUAACUCGAGAGAAAGAGAAAUCAGUCCGCUGUCUAUUGCCAUUCGUCGAUCUACGAGCGUCGUGGCUGGGGUCGUCUGGGCGGCAAUCGUCUCUAGAUACUGGUGGCCUUAUACGGCCAGGCGAGAGCUGCGGAUAGGUCUAUCAGACUUCUUCCUCGAUCUCAGCUAUCUAUAUUCCAAGCUCGUCACAACUUACUCUCACGGCAACCAAACCGAGGACAACACUGUGAAGAGACAAAGCUCUGAGACCGAACCUUUGCUACCAACGGUCGCCUUUGAACACUCUCACCUUGGACCCGGUAUCAGGCAAUUUAUGUCGAUGGAGCUGCAUCUGCAAGGCCAGCUGCAAAGUCUCAGAGCCCGGCUCGCCGAGACGAAGAACGAGCCGCGCCUCAAGGGGCCCUUCGCCUACGACUUUUACAAAGAAGCGCUGUUGAGUUGUGAAAGGAUGCUGGACAGGCUUCAUUCAAUGCGCUGUGUCACGACAAGAGAAGAAUGGGACAACGGCAUACGAGAAGCCUUUGUGCUUCCUGUCAAUCCACAACGACGAGAGAUGGUAGGAAAUGUCAUAUUAUAUUUUUACACCCUUUCCGCUGGUUUUCAACUUCGAACUCCGAUGCCACCGUAUCUUCCUCCGGCGGAAGACGCUCGGAGACGCCUCGUAGAAGCUAUACGAGGGCUCGACGUGGUACGAAAGCGGUCCGUCAGGGGAGGCGGUAGGCACCUGUUGUACUUUGCGUACGCCUCAGCCAUGCAGGAGGUCAUUGUUGAGCUGGAAUAUUUGGGCAAGAUGAUGCAGGACUCCUUUGGUGUCAUAUCGCAGAGCACGGUCGAGGACUUUGAGGCGUUGUUCAAUAGUGGUCCAGGAUCUGAUCGGACUGACCCGCAGUGUCUCUAAGGGAUUUGAAGACUUGUAUGUAUCUCAUUUCAUG